UUUCUGAUUCCCUCUCUCCGAAUAAAAUUUUCUAUAUAUAAAGGACAUUUCGUUAACUGUUGUGAUACAUAGCCCCGUCUUAAAGCAAGGAGUAGAGUUACGGGAAUAAAAGCUUAGGUUUUUUUUUUGGGAGGGUUCCAAGUGUUGCUUUCUUCUUGUUGUUUUAGCUACUUGUUGCAGGGAAACAAUUGGUUCUCUUUACUUUACCUUUUCUUUUCUUUGGUUUUAUCUGUUGCUUUCUUCUUGGGGGCCGCUUGUGGUAUGGUUGCUAUAACCUUUGAUUUAAAUCCUUUUUAUUUGUAACUCGAAAGACAUGUCGAACUGCAUCGAUGUUGCGCCUGAGCAACUCUGCUAUAUCCCUUGCAACUUUUGCAACAUCGUUCUUGCGGUGAGUGUCCCAUGCAGCAGCCUGCUUGAUAUUGUGACCGUCCGAUGCGGGCACUGCACCAAUCUAUGGUCCGUGAACAUGGCAGCUGCAUUUCAGUCAGUUUCAUGGCAAGAUAUUCAGGCACCGAAUCAUGCAAUGCAGGAUUAUAGGAUGAAAGAAUCGGGAUCCUCAUCCAAAUGCAACAAGUUCCCAAUGCGACCACCUGCCAACAAUGUCGUCACUGAGGAAAGGGUCGUCAAUCGACCUCCAGGGAAGAGGCAGCGAGUACCUUCUGCAUACAAUCAGUUCAUAAAAGAGGAGAUCCAGAGGAUCAAGGCCAACAAUCCUGAUAUAAGUCACAGGGAAGCAUUCAGCACUGCUGCUAAGAAUUGGGCGCACUUCCCUCAUAUCCAUUUUGGGCUGAUGCUGGAAGCCAACAAUCAAACUAAGCUGCAUGAUGCCUCUGAGAAGCAUAUCAUGUCAAGGACUGCAUUGUUCAACAAGUGAUUAGUGUGUUUAAGAUUGAAGAAGUAAUUAACCUUUCCCCAGUGAAGGCUAGCUAUGGUUUGAAAUUUGAAGUGAAGAAUAUAUAUAUAUAUAGUGUUGUUGAUGCAAUGUGUAUUUUGAUUUUGAUUUUCAAGAACUUGGAUUUAUAUCCUAAUUAGUUUUAUGUUAUCAUGUGAUCCACUUUGCUUGGUUUGUGUUAUCAUAAUAUUAUCCAGUACUUUUCAAAGUGAACGUAAUUAUGUAUGUAUAAAAUAAAUUCCAGUGUUCAGCUUGUGGGAAUUAAUAUAUCUCAUCUUUGUGAAAA
This is a messenger RNA of Gossypium raimondii (Peruvian cotton), 1178 nucleotides long. Its product is annotated as axial regulator YABBY 5. Lineage: Eukaryota; Viridiplantae; Streptophyta; Magnoliopsida; Malvales; Malvaceae. The record is from RefSeq and is a predicted model, not a curated record. Gene Ontology annotation, biological process: multicellular organism development; cell fate commitment; abaxial cell fate specification. The transcript has 7 exons. Bases 314 to 874 code for a protein of 186 amino acids. Gene Ontology annotation, cellular component: nucleus.